AUGGAGAGCGAGAUCGUCAUCAGCAACAUACGAUCGCUCAUCAAAAUCUUGGAGAGUAUUGCCGAAGAAGCCGCCAUAGAUCUGGAAGCGGAUCAGCAGUGCAUGAUGCAUGAUGUCAUUGCGAUGGCCCAGGAUUGCCACAAGAGAGUGGUCGUGCGGACGAGCUCUUUUAUCGAGAAAAAUGCGGAAAAGGAAGCGAGAGAAGAAGAGAGAAAACCGGGGAACAAGGAGAUAGCAACGGUCAUUCCGAAAAAAAGGGUAAGAUCGAGGUGAUCGACUUGGAUUCGGAUUCGGAAGCGCCCGCGCUCUCGUCCACCGAUACUACAUCAGAAUGAGAAAAACAGAGAAACGGCAGCUCUUCCGUCGGUUCCGCAGAUAUUGGAUUCUCUUCCGACGAAUCAAGCGGAAGGUCCGAAGAUAAAAAGGCUUUGAAUAAGCUCGGGUAUUCAACAGGACUCUUGUUAUUUGCCGUCCUAAAUCUUUUUUUUUUUUAGAAUUCCCACGAGACGUGGCGACGUCGAAAUGAUGAACGAAAGCGACGUGAAGCAGCCGUGGAAGUUCGGCGCCAGACGUAUAGUGUUUAUGGUAAACACAGAGAAAAGACGUUCUACAACCGUUUUGUGGGCCGCAAUUGUACAGAAUAAAUCCGCAUCUGAAGGUGAGUCGAGGAAGGAAGAGAAACUUUACACGAAAACUACAGCUUCCAGAGGGAGACUAUUCGUACCGUACGGGACGGUGA
Messenger RNA from Caenorhabditis sp. 36 PRJEB53466, 739 nucleotides. NCBI's taxonomy places the organism in Eukaryota, Metazoa, Nematoda, Chromadorea, Rhabditida, Rhabditidae. The record is from the annotation of a GenBank genome assembly.